AUGCUCGGGAGGAGGCGCUGCAGCCGGGUGAGCGUCCAGGAGGGCUGCGGGAAGGAGACGACGUCUCCUGGGGCGGCCCCAGAGUCCUUGGCGCUUUGGGCGUCCUCCCCGCGGCCAGAAGCGGCGACCGAGCAGAUUCUGCUCCGGGGCAUCUUCGAGAUCGGAAGGGACAGCUGCGACGUGGUGCUGAGCGACCGGGUUUUGAGGUGGCGGCCCAUCCAGCCAGUGCGUCCCGGGGAUGAUUCCAAACCUGAUCUACUGUGCGAUGAAGGAAUUAUUGAACUUAAAGACAUAUUCUCUGUCAAGUUGAAAUGGCGGUGUUCUGCUCACCAGGAGAAAGGCAAUACUUUAUUAGGUAUCACACUGUUCUUUUGUUUGAAAAAGGAGCAAAAUAAAUUAAAGGAUUCUACACUUGAUCUUGUUAAUUUAAGUGAAGACUACUGUGAUGUCUGGUUUAGACAGCUGAAACAACUUUUAGCAGGUUUUUCAAAUAGACCAAAAUCAUUAAAAAUAUUCCUUAAUCCCCAAAGCCACAAAAAGGAAGCUACUCAGGUCUAUUAUGGGAAGGUUGAACCAUUAUUGAAGAUUGCAGGAAUAAAAACUGAUGUGACAAUCACAGAAUACGAAGGGCAUGCUCUCUCACUACUAAAGGAAUGUGAACUCCAGGGGUUUGAUGGAGUUGUUUGUGUUGGUGGAGAUGGGUCUGCCAGUGAAGUAGCCCAUGCUUUGCUUCUUCGAGCCCAGAGAAAUGCAGGGAUGGAAACAGACAGUAUCCUGACUCCAGUCCAAGCACAGCUGCCACUAGGCAUAAUACCAGCAGGCUCCACUAAUGUGUUGGCACAUUCACUUCAUGGAAUCCCCCAUGUGAUAACUGCCACUUUGCACAUUAUAAUGGGACAUAUACAACCAGUAGAUGUCUGUACCUUCAGCACCACUGGCAAGUUUCUUCGAUUUGGGUUCUCAGCCAUGUUUGGCUUUGGUGGAAGAACUUUGGCUCUGGCAGAAAAACAUCGAUGGAUGUCACCCAACCAAAGAAGGGAUUUUGCAGUCAUUAAGGCAUUGGCAAAACUUAAACCAGAAGACUGUGAAAUUUCAUUUUUGCCAUUUAAUAACUCACAGGAUUUACAAGAAAGGAAGGUACUGGGAUCACCCAAAUCUAACUAUUCUGAUCAAUGGCAAAUGAUCCAUGGCCAGUUUUUGAAUGUCAGCAUUAUGGCAAUUCCUUGCCUGUGUACAGUGGCACCCAGAGGCUUGGCGCCUAAUACCAGAUUAAAUAAUGGAAGUAUGGCUCUUAUAAUUGCAAGAAACACAUCCCGAGCAGAAUUUAUAAAACACCUAAAGAGAUAUGCCAGUGUUAAAAAUCAGUUCAAUUUUCCUUUUGUUGAAACUUACACUGUUGAAGAAGUAAAAAUUAACCCAAGGAAUACUAUCAGUGUACAUAAUUCAGAGGAGGAAGAUGGACCACAGGAAGCUUCUUCAGAUUGUAAUUUCCCUUGGAAUAUAGAUGGUGAUUUAAUGGAAGUUGCAUCAGAGGUCCAUGUUAGACUGCACCCAAGACUUAUUACUUUAUAUGGAGGAAGCAUGGAAGAAAUGAAUGAUACCAAAGUAACAUGUAACUGUUUAUAA
Suncus etruscus (white-toothed pygmy shrew) is the source of this 1626-nucleotide messenger RNA. It is a transcript of the gene CERKL, whose product is annotated as ceramide kinase like. The transcript has 13 exons. The coding region runs from base 1 to 1626 and encodes 541 amino acids. Gene Ontology annotation, molecular function: kinase activity. Lineage: Eukaryota; Metazoa; Chordata; Mammalia; Eulipotyphla; Soricidae. The record is from RefSeq and is a predicted model, not a curated record.